AUGGGAUGUUAUCUAUGGGAUGAAUUCCUAGAAUUGGAGUUACGGGAUCAAAAAGACGAAGUCAUACGGAAGCGCCUCCUAAUUGAUGGAGACGGCGCUGGAGAUGAUCGGAGAAUCAAUCUGCUAGUGAAAAGUUUCAUUAAAUGGUGCAACUCUGGGUCCCAGGAAGAGGGAUACAGCCAGUACCAACGUAUGCUGAGCACGCUGUCCCAAUGUGAAUUUUCAAUGGGGAAAACUUUGCUGGUAUAUGAUAUGAAUCUCAGAGAAAUGGAAAAUUAUGAAAAAAUUUACAAAGAAAUAGAAUGUAGCAUUGCAGGAGCACAUGAAAAAAUUGCUGAGUGCAAAAAGCAAAUUCUUCAAGCAAAGCGAAUACGAAAAAAUCGCCAAGAAUAUGAUGCUUUGGCAAAAGUGAUCCAGCAUCAUCCAGACAGACAUGAGACACUAAAGGAACUAGAGUCUCUGGGAAAAGAACUGGAGCAUCUUUCACAUAUUAAAGAAAGUGUGGAAGAUAAGCUGGAACUGAGACGGAAACAGUUUCACGUUCUACUCAGUACCAUCCACGAACUUCAGCAAACGCUGGAAAAUGAUGAAAAGCUCUCCGAAGUAGAAGAAGCUCAAGAAACCAGCAUGGAAACAGACUCCAAGCCAUAGACAGGCUAAUCGUUCACCAUUCCCAAGAAUACAGAAGUAACAACAUGCUCACUGUGUUUGGAACUUGUUGCACUCUUGAGAUUUAAAGUUUUGGCAGUGAACUACUUUGCUUUUAAAUAUUAAUGUACAGUUCAUUCCGAUUUCUUUACACAAAGGAAAAAGACUUUAAUAUCGAUUUGUUUGUAUUGAAAUGCCUUUUUUAUUCUUGAAAGGUAGGAAGCAACAUCCCAAAAUGUUUAAUAGAAUGUUUUCAAGCCAGAUAUGUUUUGUGCUCAGUAGUGUUGUAGGUAGUUUUUAACUGGUAACAUUGAUUGGCUUAUAAACUAUGUUGAAGGUUGUGAGAAAGCGGCAUUUCCAGGAUAUGGGUGAGAAAAUGAGUCAAUCUGGAAAUUGUUACCACUUUUGAAAAUGGAGUUCAUGAAUAGGCUUCAAGAGGGCUGCAAAUUUGUGAAAUUAUGUUCAAAAUAGGGGUAGCGUAUGCUCAUUUGGGGAGAAGUUGCAUGAUACUAACAAUCGGUGGUGUAAGAGGUAAUUAUAAGAUGAAAGCAAAUCAAUAUGCAUUGCUUUCUAGAUCUCUCUCCUCAACACUUGAGCAAUGUGGUUAUAAAAUGUUUUGUUAAUAUGUUUUCUCCUACUGUUUCAUUAUGUAGGGGUCAUUUUCAGCAGAAAAAAAAAAUUGAUAAAGAAAAAGUUGUCUCAGAAAAACAGUCUGUUAAGAUGGUCUUGCAUAAAGGAUUUCAUCAUCUUAAAAAUUAAGCUAAGGCUGAAUCAUUUGUAAUUUUCUUAAGUAUGGAAUUUAAUGCUCAGUACUUGUUAGGUUCCAUCCUUACCAUUUAUUUUAGUUCGGAAACAUGACAGUUCGCAUGAAUCAUACUUUAAACAAUGUUAAAUUUUUGUAAUCUUAAGAAUUCUUUAAAUAUGAAAGUUGAAAAUUAGCUCAGUAGUAGUCAUAUUAAAAGUGUCAUAAUACC
Messenger RNA from Puma concolor (puma), 1622 nucleotides. The record is from RefSeq and is a predicted model, not a curated record. Lineage: Eukaryota; Metazoa; Chordata; Mammalia; Carnivora; Felidae.